GAGGGUAUAUCAGGGGAUGGUUCUUCAGGGGAGCGCGGCCCACAGCAAGCAAGGCAGCAGGCAUUGGUACUUUCUGGUGUGCACUGCCAGUACAGGGGCAUGAGGGAUGGCCAGCUGGGCUGCAGGCAGAGUCACUGUAUGGGACAGAUUCUCCUCUGGUCUUCAUCAGAAACAGAUCCAGAAGCACUCUAAGUGCUUGUGCCAUGGUGAGUUUUGCUUCCUGUCACAAAAUACUCGAGGACACUGUGGGGCAAUGCUAAGCAGUAAUGCAUGACAGCACAGUAGUGUGGUUUCCCAUGUGGUGUCUUACACUUGUUUUUGAUAUGAAAGAAUGGGUAUGCACGCUGUACCAAAUGUGAUUCUCAAUAAACCAACUUGCAUGCUCCUUGUUUGCAUCAGGCUCUUUAGAGACUUAGCUCUGGACCACAACAUCCUGAUUAAUAUUGUGACUCAACAGGUUAAUUUCUGAGUUUUCUGCUCCUCCUCAGACAGUCAUCUCCUGAUUUUCCCUCCAGGGCCAUCAUGUCACACAGUGAUGGAUGUUCUUUUCCUCUUCCUCUUCCCUUAUGCGUGGUCCUAAGGGAGGAGAUGCUGGGCCGGGUAUGGUGUCCUGUGCUACCCCGGUUUUGCAGUUCACUAUCUGAAUAAUGAUAGUUCCUUUGCCCUCAUAGCACUGAGAAGGCACAAUAGCUUCAAAGGUCUAGUUUUGCAAAGAUGUAAUUAAAACAGCAAAACUUCACGUAGGCACACUCUAAAUCAGGUUUGCUCUGAUUGGUGUUGUUUUCACAGCACUGUAGAUGUUUGAUGUUGUACAGCUAUAAAUAACACGAGGCGUGUAAUAUAGGAGAGUUACAAAUGCUACUUGGAGCUGCCUGACUACCUCUGUGAUAGUGCACAGAGGGUUAAGCUGGUGUCUUUAGAGGAGAAUGCAAUAAAAUUUACACAGUGUUCGGCUGCAAGAGUGCUUUCUUGCCAGGCUGAUCACUGCUUUCCCUUAGACUCUGCCCGAGGGACCAGGGUUACCGCCUAUACCUUUUACACUUUCUUUUUACAGAGAAUGAUAUGACAUCUUUUCGAUUAAAAAGAUGCGAAUGAAUAAACAAAUUUUGCUCUGCUCCAGUUUAGUUUCAGGAGCUAGGCUGAAAAACAAGACCAAAUGUGAUUACCUCGGAUUACUUUGCCUUUGCCCAUUCGGUCUGAGCGCAAGCGUCAGUGGCGAAGGGAGAGCCACUUUGCAGAGCACGUACCCAGUGGUGCCUAGAAAUAUUAUGGGCCUGCUGAGCUGGAAUUAUAAUUGGUUUAACACUUCUCUUUUUUGUCUCUCCCAAAAGAAUACUAAAAGUGGGUUUUAAUUUACCUUCAAUUAGCCUUUCCUUGGGUUUCACCCUGUAAGCAGUUAACAUCUCGACAAGCUGCAGCCGCACAGUAGAAAUUACACAUGUCUAUGUUUUCCUGCUGUACCACAGUAAGCUGCAUUGUAAAAGCUAAGAGAAAUAAACACUGGUUCAAUUUGCCUUGCUUGCCAUGUUGGUGAACGUUACUUCUGCCUCUGUGAAAGUGUGAAAGUGUUCCAGUAUGAGCUUGGUGUCAGCUGUACCAGGUGCUGGCACACAAAGCGUGUUGCCUCUGGCUGGCGUACAAGUGCAAAUUCUGCUUUCCACAUACAUGAUGAUACUGCAGGGCAUACUUCUGGGCACUCUGCAGCUGACCAGUUUGCAAGCAGGAACACCUUUUUUCUCAAGGAGGUAAAUUUCUGCACAGCCAGCUGAGCGCAGCAAGUAGUGACUGUGGCAGUAACAGUUUUGCUGCGGUCAUUUUCAUACUUCACUUCCCCAGAUCUUUGCUGGUUACCCAAAAUACACAUAAUAUGUAAACACACACGUGUUAUUGCCACUUUUCUUAGUUCCAUGUCCCUGUGAUAGAACAAACUUGCCCAAUUCCAAGCGUGCAUUUUCUAAUGUACUUCUGCCUUCAGCGUGGCCCUCCUCCCCGUGUUUCCCUCAGCUGGCCAAGCUCUGCUCAUAACUUUCAACAGGUUCAGUGCUCUGCGAGAUGAUGAGGCUCAGGAACAAUCCCUGCUAAGGAAGUCUCUCUUACAGGUUUUUCCAUCGCUUUAAUUCCAGCAACACUGAGUUAUGCCGCCACGAGAUGAGUCAAAAUGCUGUUUACUUGGAUAGUAUUCAAGGACAGAGAGAAGAAAAAAAGCCUAUAUUCUGAUUGUGUGGGCUUUACAGGUUUUGAUGAGUGAUUUGCAAGCCACAGGAGAGCUGCAGAACUCUUCUGCAAGCUCCCAAAAGCUGAAACGUACCCCCAUAGGUGAGAGCAGAGCACUGCUGCCCAAGUGGAGCGCCAUGCAUUAACUGGGCCUUCUAGUCUAGUGGAAGUGAGGAGGGAGUUUCUCUUCCAGCUCACGCUUCCCUUAGUCCUACUCAGGAGGGUUUGUUCUGCUGACAAAAGGUGUUGUUCUUCAUCAAGAACAUCCUGCCUCUGUCUCUGCAGCAAAGACUUGAUGCCUGGCUGAAGUCCAUGGGGGGUGUGAAACUCUCCCUUUGUUUGUCCUUUGGCGUAACAGCACAGCUUUCACAGUUGCACAAAGCAAAUGUUUGUAAGAGUCUGAAGGUAUAAAGCUGCUCAGAAUGGCUUCUUGCAGGGUGGAAAAUACAGAAAACCCAGCUAUUCCCUGGGUAGAAGGAAAUAGUGCUAUAAUGAAUUUAACUAUCAGUCCCUAUUCUGGUCCAAAAGGAAAUAAAAGGAAACUCAGAGAACAGAGCAGUGGUCACAGUAAGCAUUUUGUUGGUAAAAAUUUCCAGUUAGGGCUCUUGGCAGCUGCUAAUUGCCUUAGGUCUUGGUGCCAGAGAACUGAGAUUUCAUCCAUAUUUAUGUCUUGGCUAAUGUAACUCCAGAAACUCCGAAUAGCCAGCUGAUUGCCUAAUUCUUUCUUGAAUCCUGCUGAGCUCGUGGUCUUUAGGAUGUCUUCUGACAGACUAUAACCACAUGUAUAAACACAUAUACAAACUAUAAACACGUGCAUGUGUUCUUACACAAUGUGCAUGUGUUUCCCUUGUAUUUGUUGCAUGUCUGUUUUCUUUGAACAUCCCUUGUUCUUGCAUUACAGAUGCAAGGGAUAAAUAAAACCCUCACUUACCUCCUCUGAGUCAUUCAGUACUUUGCAUCCCUCCCAGUGAAUGCGUGGACCUGAUACUGUGCGUGUGUAUAUCGUAGACGUACAAUGUGGGUUGGUUAUCAGACGUGGCCACUCUCCAUUAAUUCCUUCAGGAGUGUUCUCGUAUGUGGGAGAGACACAUUUUAGGAAGCAAGGUACGAUGGCAACGCCAUCCCCUCUUCCUAGUAAAAAAUCCUUGUGCAGAAGAGUGAACGUUGAUCCUGCGUAGUUAGUACUUGAGAGAAAAAUUACUCAUGAGCAUGAUAUGCACUGCAGUCAGUGCUAGGUGAGGCGCGUGCUUUAGGCAGUUGCAGGUGGCUCUCACUGCCUGUUGCCCGCUGUUCAUUCCCUCCUCCUCCUCCAGGGAUGAUGGUGUGUGUGGCGCAGUGCUGUGUGUGAGAGGGGCUUCAAGUCCUGCAUGUGCUAAGAAGUAAGAGCUGUGCACUUCAACCAAAAGCCGAUGAGAUUGUUGGUGGCUCUUCUGGGCUGAGGGUUUCCAUCCUCUUCUCUCAUACUGUUCCUCAGGAAAUCCCUCUCUUGUCCUGGUUAGAGGCAAACGCUUUGUGCCUAACAAGCAAAGCUGUUGCUGCUAUACCAGUACACUGAGCGUGGCUUUGGAGACAACAACGGUGACUGUGAACUGAAUGUGCUAGGGGUGAGCAGGAGAGACUGUGGGUACUGAUUGUGUAGCUGAAGAGUGGGUGGGAUCAUACACGACCUGGUUCUGCUUACCACUGUGGUGACAGUGACAUUGUUGUGAGCUGUAAAAAAGCAGCCGAGGCUGUGGGUUUAAUUGCUAUCUUCUGGUGCUAUCAUCUGAAUACGAGCUGGCCAGGAUUGGGGAGAGCCUCCAUAACAAAGGGAUUCUGUGGAAGACUUGAGGUUUCUCACCAGUGCUCCUUAGUUUGAUUCACCGCAAGGAAUUCAAACCACAUCACCACAGUUUUCUGAGUUUCUAUAACCUCUUUCUCCUGCAUAGAACAUAGCAGCAUUCAGCUGAGCUGAGCGUAGGUGUUUUGCCCAUCAGCGAGACAUAAAAACCUCAGUGCUAUCCAGGUGAUUUCUUUCUUAUCCUAACCUGUCUCCACACCGCACCAGAAUCUGGUGGUCUGGAAUGGUAGUUUUAAGGAGGUAACUGUCUCCUUGGCUUUUUUGUUGGUUCACCUAGAAACAGAAUGUUUGAUGCUGGGUGGAGCUGGCCAGGACUAAUGUACAUAUAGGAUUUUUGGAGCACUGGAGAAGAAGAAAUAACAGAGAAAGGAAAACACAGGGAGAGAGACUAAUGAAACAGCUCCAUCUCGACAGGUUGAGACUGCAAAGCUAGAGGUUGCAAGACCUGGCCAUGACAGCCACGCCUGAAAACUAUGAAGAGAUGCAGAGAAGCUCCAGCACUUGGUUUGAAGGAUUGAUGAUGCAGUUCUGCGUGGAAGCAUAGCUCCUGUUGAGGGCAGAUUAGCAGUACCUUCAAGAAGAAAUCUGGACUUCGGACAUGUCAGACCCUGAUGGGAAAGGACAGGAAGGAAAUGCGUUUCUCUUUGGACUUCACUGUCCAGCCCCACUGUUAAGGACAAUGAGGAUGCUCUGAUUGAAUUCUAAAGCUUUCAAAAUGAAGAGGCAUAAGUUUCCCUACAGGUGUCCCACAAGAAGGAAGAUUCUGAUCCUGUGUUUCACAGGGUGGGUGAUUGCACUCCUGAAGCUCCUCCACGUUGAAAGACACUUUUUUCCACCGAAGAGUAUUUAUUUGGUUGAGCACUUCUUGAGCACUUCUUCUUAUGUUAGAAACAGAUAUUCCUAUCUUAGAAACCACUUCCAGUAUGAAAUCAACUGUUCAUCUAUAUACGAGCAAGAUCCCCAGGAAAUCGGCAAGAGUUUAGAGAUAAGAAGGAAAGAUAUAAUUGAUUUAGAUGAUGAAGAUAUCAUUGCAAUGACAAAUGACUGCGACAUGUAUCGUGCACUGAGGAAAUACCACCUGAUACCUGUUUCUCCAGAGGAGGAGAGUUUUCCAAUCGCCUAUUCUUUUGUUGUCCACAAAGAUGCAGUGAUGGUUGAAAGGCUCAUACACUCUCUGUACAGUCAUCAAAAUAUAUACUGCAUUCACUAUGACCAGAAAGCAGCUAAAAGUUUUAAGUCCGCUAUGAGCAAUCUAGCUAAAUGUUUCCCCAAUAUUUUCAUUGCAUCAAAACUGGAGAUGGUGAACUAUGCACAUAUUUCAAGACUGCAAGCAGAUUUGAAUUGUUUGUCUGAUCUGAUGGACUCUGCGGUUCCCUGGAAGUAUGUUAUUAACUUGUGCGGCCAAGAUUUCCCUUUGAGAUCAAAUUUCCAGUUGGUUGCUGAACUGAAGAAACUCGAUGGGGCAAACAUGCUGGAAACCAUAAAGCCAAGUAGUAGCAAAAGAGAACGAUUUACUUAUCAUUAUGAACUCAUGAAAGUGCCUUAUGAAUACAUGCAGAUGCCUGUGAAAACCAACAUUUCCAAGAACCCACCACCUCAUAAUAUCGAAGUAUUUGUUGGCAGUGCCUAUUUUGUUUUAAGUCGAGCUUUUAUUCAGUACACCCUUAGCAGCUCCCUUGUAAAAGACUUCUUUGACUGGUCGAGGGAUACUUACUCUCCAGAUGAACACUUCUGGGCCACUCUUGUGCGUGUUCCUGGGGUGCCUGGGGAGCUUUCGAGGUCCGCCCAAGACAUCACAGACUUGCAGAGCAAAACUCGUUUGGUGAAAUGGAAUUACCUUGAAGACCAUUUGUAUCCCCCAUGCACUGGUACGCACCUUCGUAGUGUUUGCAUCUAUGGGGCCGCAGAAUUAAGAUGGCUUAUGAAUUAUGGGCAUUGGUUUGCCAAUAAGUUUGACUCCAAAGUAGAUCCCGUCCUGGUAAAAUGCUUGGCAGAAAAACUGGCGGAGCAACAAAAAGAGUGGGUUUAUUUGUCUUCUGACAAAUAUUUUCUGCGUAUCAAUCCUGCAAAUGCCUCUCUGUAGCAAUGUUGUCCUUCCAGCUGCUCGUACUGUGUACUGCUAUCGCUUGGGGCCUGGGACUCUCCGACCCUGACCAGAAGAGUUCCUUCUACAUUAAGUUCAGGACUUUGAAGAGAGAGGUAUCUGGACACUAUCUGUGAAAUUAGCAACUCUCUGGUUGACUGUUUUUUAACUUGUCACAACAAUCCCGUAACUAUUCUUCAAGGUGAUUCUGGAAGGGUAAGGCUUGCUUUUGGAGGCCCUGGUACUGUCUACCCGAAUGGAAUACUUCAGAAACCUGUUUAACAUUGUGUGUUCAUGUCUUUCCUAAGAAAUCUCAUCAUGCUUGUUCGCCUGUCUCCUUUUCCUGCACUUUUUCCAUUAAGGUAUGAAACAAAGACCUCUGCAUCUGCUACCUCAGGAAAACUGGAAGUGUCCAGCUCACAGACACAACUAAGAGUGCCCUGCCACCCACCUGCAGGUGCUGACAGGGCUGUGAUGGGAACACUUCUGGGGGGCACAAGGGAAGAAGUACCCUUGCAUGCCACAAUAGCAUUGUGCCCUUCUCCCAGCUUGGCUGCGCGUGGUUUGUCUUUCAGCAGUCUGUGUUUGGGGCUGUGCUGUGCUUGUGGAAUGGGUGGUGGUGGAUUGAAGCAAUGUGUGUGAACACAUGCAAAUAAUGCUCCACUGUUCUUCAAGGGCAGUACAGGUAACCAUGCCAAAAGAUGUCUGCCUUCAUUUCUAUCCCUGACAAUAGAAAUAUCCUCCUGUGAAAUCCCAGUCCUUCUGAGACAGCAUUUUUACGUGCAGUGGGUAAAUAGUGCUAUUUAUAACCAGUAUUCAGCACGGUGGUGCUGUGCUGAAAUGCAAAACACGCUGUGUCCAGCAGCAAUCAUACAAACAGUCACGCUGCAGAUAGGAAGGCCUUGCGUAGAAGUGGCUUUCUGUGCAAGCCUCACAGACUCGUGCAUCCAUGGUCCCAGGCUGGUCUGUGCCCAGGGAAGUUCUGCUUCAGGGUAGGACAGUGUUGGAGUAGCUGUGCUCCAAGGCAGCCCACGCUGCCCAUGGCCCUCACCACAGGAAGGGGCUGGGCAGCCUCCUCUCAGCUGGGCUGCCACAUAGCGUGAGGGAGGUGUUAGUCAGCACAGAACCUUUGUGACUAAGAAAUGCCCUCCGGCAUUUCUGGGGAUUCUUCACAAUUUUGCUGUGCCACCAGCUCAGUUUUGGUGGUUCCAGUGGGCCUUGUGGUCCAGCUUGCUCUGUGCUACUGUGCCAUUUCUGCAUAUCUAGUGCUUAUGAAGGGUACUCUUCUCAUGCGUGGGUUCAGGUAUCUGGUUUUAUUCAUCCUUGGAUUGCCACAACAAUGAUCAUGUCCUGUGCCCACAAGAAGGCUUAGUUUCUUCUUCGAGUUUUAGGAACCAACUCAUUCCUUUGUCUCAGUUUUUUGAAAAAUCAGAUUUUUAAAAUUCAGUCAUGGUCAACAUAGUUAUGGCUUGAGUUUGGGCUUGAAUGAAUAGUCAUGGACCUUUUUCCUAUUUGUGACACUGUUUUCCUUUGUGUCUUCAGACAAAUACCUGGCUUUUCUGUUCCAACUGUAAAAUGGGAACAACAAUGCUCUACUACCUUGUCAACCAUUUAGAAACCUAUGGAUGUUUGUUGUGGGCUGAUUGCACAGUACUAAUUGUUGAUCAAAGAUAUUUAUGAUUAAGUUUGUGUGUGCACAGUUGAUUAUAUCUCUUAUGUUCUGUUUCUCAAAUAAAUGGGGAUUAUUUUUUA
Messenger RNA from Gallus gallus (chicken), 7889 nucleotides. RefSeq names its product glucosaminyl (N-acetyl) transferase 4, core 2 (gene GCNT4). Gene Ontology annotation, molecular function: acetylglucosaminyltransferase activity. Lineage: Eukaryota; Metazoa; Chordata; Aves; Galliformes; Phasianidae. The transcript has 5 exons. Gene Ontology annotation, cellular component: membrane. The record is from RefSeq and is a predicted model, not a curated record. The coding region runs from base 4770 to 6137 and encodes 455 amino acids.